UGCUCCCACCUCCUCGUCAAAGAAUUUCUUCCUUUUGUCAAGUUGGAAUAUUAAAACUUUUAGCAAAAUAUGACUUCUUGAGGAUUUCAAAGACUUCUUUUGGAUGUUUUUGAAAGGUAGAUAGCACUUCUUAGUGAUAAUAUACAUUCUGGUGAUUCCACGUUUGGCAGGAUCCAUAACUGAAGGUACUAAUUUCGACGCAUGAAUCGUCCUGAACAUGUGAUAUUCUAUUAAGCGAUGAUCAUUACCAAGCAAAGAAACGAUAUAGUAAGCGGUGAUUUUAAAACGUACAGCAUUCAUUGAAACAUUUUUCAAGAUUGAAGUCUGUCAAACAGGUCUGCUAUAACACUGUACGAAAUAACAAGAUUAUUUGAGAGCGCAACAUAAUACUGUAGGCCAAGUUUCUGUUAGAUUAGAAAGCUAGAAGUGCAUUAAAUUCAGAUAUCUGAUAAACUACGAGCACAGAAUUUCCUGCGGGUUUCGUAUAUAAUAGAGAAAUAUAAUUCUUCCAAGACCAGAUAUGAGAGAGCUUGAGGCCAUAGACUAGAUACUGGAUAAAUAAAAAGAGAAACGCAUAUCAAAUUCAGAAAUCGCAAAACAAGAAAAUUAAAAUUCCACAAAGAACAAAUCUAGAACUUAACAGAAGGUUAACAUUGUACCAGAGUUGAAAAUAAGCAUACUAAAAGAAGUAAAAUUUUAUAAAAGACCGAAUAUCAGGCAUACAGCAAGGAUAAAGUACUACCAGAACCACAAACCUGACAAAACAGAAAGUGUGAAUUCCAGUAACGCUAGAUAUCGGGGUUAAAAGAAGGAUAAAAUUUUUCUACCAGGGACAGAUGUCGGGAAAAGAAUAUAAGGCAAACAGAUUAAAGUCUUCAAUAUCACGAGACCAAUAAAUCAUGAGUUCAAAAUUUAGAAUUCCAACAAGAUUUAAUAGCGAAGAGAUUAGCAAAGACGAAUGAAAACCAGUUAUCAGUUAUAAUAGAUAGCAUCCAAUAAUAGGAUCAAUUAGAAGGCCAAGAUUUCUGUUGGCAACAGAAUGUAUCGUGAUAAAAAAUAUCGAAGGGAUUAGAAGAAUAAAAUUCCACCAAAAGAAAAAAAGUAAAAGAUUAAAUGGUCAGAAUUUCAGCAAGAUGGUAAAUGCAGAAGUGAUUAGAGGGACAGAAUUCUAUAAUCUUUAGAAUUAGAAAGAAAGCAUUCGAUAACAGUAAAGAUUAGAAGGAAACUUGAAAGAUUGCAAGAACUCAUAUCAGAAAGAUAGAAUUUCAAUAAGAUUUGAGUAUUAGUGAGAUUAGAAGGCCUUAAUAACUUAAUAAUAAAUAUCACCAGGAAUUGGCAUAGGAGAAAUUAAAGAAGUAGAAUUCGAGAAGGAUCCAGAUACUGCACAGAAUACAUAAGCAAAAUUCCGCAAAGAUUAUUGAUUGCUGAUUAUUCUCUAACGGAAUGUGUGCGUCUGCUUCUGAAAUGAAAUCUUUGUCAACUCCACUGAACAGAAUUCAUGUAAUACACAUAGAUACUGAGCAGAAAGAACGUAUAAAGAGUAAACAACACUUUCAAAUAAUCUAUUAUACUCAGAAGAGUUUGAUCAACCAAAUAUCCACAAAUACUGACUGGCAAACCAAGCUGAUAAUAAUCAAUACUGUUAAAACCUGAAGAAACUUGAAAAGGUUUAACAAUACAUACCACUGGCACUUUGAAAUGAUACACCAGGCACGAACAUUUUGGAAUAACAGCAGGAGGUGCAAUCUGUGCUUUGAAAGUGUAAUAAUAAAUGUGAGUGGUACUUCAAAAUGAUACUAACAAUGUUUAGUAAUUCGAAACAAAAGCAGACAUGACUGGCAAUUCUAAAAGAUAAUUAUAAGCGUAACUCAUAAAAUAAAUAUAACCAGAAUUUAAACAGCAAUAAUAAAUAUAUCUGACCUUUCGAAACGAUAAUAAGUAUAACUAUGACCUGAUUGGAACUUCGAAAUAGUAUUAUAAUUACUACUGGUACAUCGAGAUGAUGAUAAUAAUCAUUAUGUUGGAUACUUAAGAAUGAUAAUAAUGAAUAUAAUAUGAUCUUCAAAAUAAUGAUAAUAAAUCUGACUUCCGCUCCGAAAUGGUAAUAAAUAUGACUGGCACUUAGAAAGAAAUGACGGUAAUUAUGCCUAAUACUUCAAAAUACAACCAGCACUUCAGACUAAUGAUAAGUUUUCCUGUCAUAUCAAACGAUAGCAAAAGCAUGCCACAGGCACAUCAAAACGAUCAUCUCCUUCGGAGGAUGACCAGAUUUUCCUCAAAACAUACAACGAAAACCUAAAAUCUCCAUUUGGAGGUAUUGUUAGACAAAAGGACUUGACAACGACUAUCAUCUGCCGGUCUUAUGUGGGCUGUGAUCAUGUUGUCCCGCCUCAACACGUCUUCGGAGGUGUCCAUCUUGCCGACGGGUUUGGGCAACCACUACACGUCCAGCAGCAGACACCUUAUCCCUCCCGGCAGAAGAAGGUACCCUUAUAACCACUCAAUCAGUAGCAACUCUGACUGCCACGUGGGGGAUCCGAAUGCUCCAGAGGCAAAUAUGAGUUUCCGAGAACACCAAGAAUACUUUGGACCCGACGUCCUGGUCAUCAUUGGCCUAGUCUUAGCCUGUUUUGGAGCCAUACUGACACUUAUAAGUUUCUACUGCCAGUUCAAGCAUCCCGCUAUUCAGGCCACGAUGGCCGGGAUCGGGCCCUCCUUAGUGGGAAUCGGAAUGCUCUUCUGUGUUCUAAGGCUUUUUUUCUGCACAUUCUGCAUCAGUAGGACGUGCUGCGAGUGCAUCGCAGAUGGGUUACGAUUCUUGGUCAUACGUUGCCCCUGUACCAAGUGCUUCAAAAAGUCCAAAAAGAAAAUCCAUCCCUUGCAGGUCAAAGAGACCAAUGCCCUCAAAGCUGUCGCUAACGGCCAAGUAUCCAUUAAGUCCUUCAACAACUCCACGCAGACCAAAAUAGACUACGGAAUGAAUAAUUACUACAGUAACAACAACGACAAGAGCCACAACGUUGUCCCCGCCAGGGCCCAAGAAGCCACGAAAACAUCUUCCAUCGAGAUGACAUCACUACCAACGCGAAUGGAUCCCAUCAAGGAGGCUGAAGAACAACAGAGGACGCCCAGUGUACACGCAGAGGAGAAAGAUGAUAGUAUAACCGAAGUGAGAGUGGAUUCGACGAAUUUGGAAGAACCACAGAAGGUAGAAGAUGAUAUUAUUAAGGAUGAAAUUGAACUGUUGGAAGAGAUGAAAUCUGAAGGUUCACCAGAAUCCAAUAAGAGCCUCAAUAAGAAUAUCAAUGAUCUCGUUUUGAAAACUACACCGAAAUAUUAAUAAAAAUUUACCAGUUAUAAAGACACGAUAUACAGAGGAAAGAGCGCGCAAAACUGUAAGGUAUUACAUUCACUAGAGAACGUUUUUAACUUCAGUUCUUGUAAUGGAAGAGCCAUGGACGGUCAUGGGUCAUGCGUGAGUCAUUUCUUGCUGAUCAUGAUACCAGCAAGUGACCAGUUACUUGUGACCAGGGAACAAUAGUAUGACUUUUGCCAAGCUGUAUUUCAAUCUCAUCUAGAAAAUUUUAGGAAACAGAACCAUAUAGAAAGAAGGUAUGCAACACUAUUCUAAGUUUAUCAUAACAGAAACUAUCUUUACCUAACUCAUAAAUCAGGACAUUUAAAGAUGGCUAGGAUAAUAGGAUAAUUUACUCAGUGAUCUCUCAUGCAAAGAUAAUGAUAUUAUUUUGGCCGUCUCUCGUAUUACUUGCAUUGCAAUGGAAGUUCGAUAUUGUCAGUCGUGGCUGAUUCUUAAUCAGAAUAAUAAGCAAGCAGGAAGUACGUUUUAGUGAGCUACUAGAAAGGGUGUUAUACAUAUGCAGGAAGUACCUCGAUUGGUAAAACAAAGGACUAUCUUUAAGAGUUUGGCGAAGAAUUUCAGAUAGAAAAGUUUUACGGAGAACAAUGUUUGUUAAAUGUUUGUCAUGUAUAAACAUGUAUAGACUUGCUCUGACACAUUCCCAGUAUAAUCCAUCUUUAACACCCGGUGUCUUCCACGGUGGUCCGAGAAUGAAUGUGAAACCAACAAAACAUUUUAUUUAAAAAUGGGGGAAAUAUCCUUGCAGAACACCGAGAAACAUUUAUAGCAGUGCAAAAGAGAGUAUUAGUUUGAAUGUUUGCAGGUAUAUAGCAUACCACGUUUUUAAUCACUCUUUGCUUCCGGUUCAUAUUUAAAUGCUUUUGAACCAUAACGUUUAGGUUUUUCAUGAGUUCCACAACUUGGGAAAUAACCUUUGAUAAGUGCCAUGAAAACAAAGCUUUCCUACGUGCUUCAGAUUUUAACCUUGCUUGAGUUUAACGAAGCUUUAUGGUUCAGUUUACUAAUGAAGGACGAGGUUUUUAGUUUCUAGCUAUUGUUUAAUGUGACGUGAAUUACAGAUUUAUUUCUCGUGCAAGCAUAUGAAAAUUGCCGCGUUUGUAUUUGUAUAUAUAAUCAUUGCGACACGACAAUUAGCCAGAAAUUAAUUAAUUUCCAUUCACUAGUAUUUUUAAAAAAAUCUUAAUAGACGGUCUCUCUCAGAUAAGAACUC
This is a messenger RNA of Stegodyphus dumicola, 4589 nucleotides long. RefSeq lists its product as uncharacterized. The record is from RefSeq and is a predicted model, not a curated record. NCBI's taxonomy places the organism in Eukaryota, Metazoa, Arthropoda, Arachnida, Araneae, Eresidae.